AUGGCCGACGAACAGAAGCCCACCAAUGUGGAGGCUGAGCAGGAUGUCCAGAAAGUUUUGAAUGAACUGAAGGGCGAGAACAGCGAGAAGGCCGAAGAGAAGCCCACUGAGGAGUCCGCCGCGAAGCCCGCCGAUGAGUCCACUGAGAAGCCCGCCCAGGAAGACUCCGAGGAGGCUCGCAUCGUCGCCGCCGCCGCUAAGCUGGGUGAGAAGUCUGAGCAAUCCGAGCAGUCCGGAGAUAAGCCAAAGCCACAGCAGGAGCCGCGCCACCAGCGCACCAGCCGCGCUAAGUUUGACGCUGCUUCCCUGCAAGAGACUGAUGACCCCGUCGAGAUCCGCAAGCAGGUUGAGUUCUACCUCUCUGACUCUAAUCUUCCCCUUGACAAGUUCCUGCUGUCCAAGGUCGGCGGCAGCGCCAACAACGCUGUUCCCCUCGAGCUGUUGCACUCCUUCAAGCGCAUGCGCCGAUUCCAACCCUUCUCCGCCAUUGUUGAAGCCCUGAAGACCGCCGAGACUGUCGAGCUGGUUGACAAUGACACCGCUGUGAAGCGCAAGGUUCCUCUGCCCGAGUCCGUCACAACCGAGGUCAACGAUGAGGGUAUCAAGGUUUGGGAAGACAAGACUAUGCCUCGCAGCAUCUACGCCAAGGGCUUCGGACGUGAAGAGCCUAGCACCCAGUACGAUAUCGAGAAGUUCUUCGAGACUUACGGACCCAUCAACGCGAUCCGUCUGCGCCGUGGCGAUGACCGGGGCUUCAAGGGCAGCGUUUUCGUCGAGUUCGCUUCCGAGGAGAAGCAGCAGGAGUUCCUCGCUCUUGAGCCUAAGCCCCAGUGGAACGGCAAGGACCUCAUCAUCAAGAGCAAGAAGCAGUACUGCGAGGAGAAGGUUGAAGAGAUUAAGAAUGGCAAUGUUCAGCCCAACCGAGGUGCUCGUGGUGGUUCUCGUGGAGGCCGUGGUCGUGGUCGUGGAGGUCGUGGCGCUCGUGGGGGCCGUGGUCGCGGUGGCCGUGGUGGUCGCAACGACCGUGACUGGCGCGAACGCCGUGACGAUGACCAGAAGAACGGAUUCCAAGACCGUCGCCAGGAGAAGGAUUCUCGUGGUGUCCCCGUCGUGCAGAGCACUGGCGAGAAGCGUUCCCGUGAUGACGAGGCUGGUGAUCGUCCUGCUAAGAAGGUCGAUGCUAAGGAGUAA
Messenger RNA from Penicillium odoratum, 1191 nucleotides. Its product is annotated as tRNA maturation protein LHP1. Gene Ontology annotation, cellular component: nucleus. Gene Ontology annotation, molecular function: mRNA binding. Lineage: Eukaryota; Fungi; Ascomycota; Eurotiomycetes; Eurotiales; Aspergillaceae. The record is from RefSeq and is a predicted model, not a curated record. The transcript has 3 exons. Bases 1 to 1191 code for a protein of 396 amino acids. Gene Ontology annotation, biological process: RNA processing.